GGCGGCCGCAGGCGGAGGGGCGGGGGCAGUCCAGUGAGAGACUCUCCGACAGGCACGGAGGGUGAUUAAGAGGGAAGGGGGCAGCGAAGGGCUUGUCAUGGGGAUCCGUGCUACGAGACGGCAUUGGUAGCAUCUGGGGACUCCAAGGGGGACAGGAGGUAUCAACGCCCGGGACCCCGGCGCCAGCUCCGCCGGGAGAUCCCCGCUGCUCUAGUCCUGGGGAGGGAGGGGAAAAAGGAGGGAGCCCUGAUCUCGCCCCGCCCCUGGGCUUGUUACCGCGGGGGCGGGGAGUGAGGGCUUCUUUUGGGGGGAGUGGAGAUCGGGGGACUCGGCUGUGCCCUCUUGAGCGGCUGCCGGUGUCCCCGCGGCGCCGGGCUGCCGAGCAGAGGAGCCGCGGCGGCCGUGGCUGUUGCAUGUGUGGUUGCUGGAUGCGGAGGCGGCGGCGGCGGCGGCGGCGAGGAGCAGCAGCGGCGGCAGGAUGUUAGGGCAGCAGCAGCAGCAACUAUACUCGUCGGCCGCGCUCCUGACCGGGGAGCGGAGCCGGCUCCUCACCUGCUACGUGCAGGACUACCUCGAGUGUGUGGAGUCGCUGCCCCACGACAUGCAGAGGAACGUGUCCGUGCUUCGAGAGCUGGACAACAAAUAUCAAGAAACAUUAAAGGAAAUUGAUGAUGUCUAUGAAAAAUAUAAGAAAGAAGAUGAUUCAAACCAGAAAAAACGCCUACAGCAGCAUCUCCAGAGAGCAUUAAUCAAUAGUCAAGAAUUGGGAGAUGAAAAAAUUCAGAUUGUCACACAGAUGCUCGAAUUGGUGGAAAAUCGGGCAAGGCAGAUGGAGUUGCAUUCACAGUGCUUUCAAGAUCCUGCUGAAGGUGAACGGGCCUCGGAUAAGGCAAAGAUGGAUUCCAGCCAACCAGAAAGAUCUUCAAGAAGACCCCGCAGACAGCGAACCAGUGAAAGCCGUGAUUUAUGUCACAUGACGAAUGGGAUUGAAGACUGUGAUGAUCAGCCACCUAAAGAAAAGAAAUCCAAGUCAGCCAAGAAAAAGAAGCGCUCCAAGGCCAAGCAGGAAAGGGAAGCAUCGCCUGUUGAGUUUGCAAUAGAUCCCAAUGAACCUACGUACUGUUUAUGUAACCAAGUGUCUUAUGGGGAAAUGAUCGGAUGUGACAAUGAACAGUGUCCAAUUGAAUGGUUUCACUUUUCGUGUGUUUCGCUUACCUAUAAACCAAAGGGGAAGUGGUAUUGCCCAAAGUGCAGGGGAGAUAAUGAGAAAACAAUGGACAAAAGUACUGACAAGGCAAAAAAGGAUAGAAGAUCGAGGUAGUGAAUGCCAUCCAUGUUUUAAAAGGUUGUCUUUUAUAUAAUUCUUCAGAAUUUACUUUCGGAAAAUGUUUUAGGGUAAAUGCAUAAGACUAUGCAAUAAUUUUUAAUCAUUAGUAUUAAUGGUGUAUUAAAAGUUGUUGUACUUUGUCUGUGACCUUAAUUUUCUGCACUGAAUUACCAAAUAUUUUAAACCAGGUAGUCUUUAGAUCACCUGAUGAAAGGAGCAGGGAAUAGGGAGAGGGUGGUGUGAACAUUAUAAAAACUUCACAAACCAUGCCUAUUUCAUUUUCAUUUAAAACUACAAUGCUGUUUUUUGGGUAAACACCAAAGUUUUGCUAGCAUUUUAGUUCUCUGGGCUUUAAAAAAUUUAGGUACAGUUGGAGUUGUCUGUAAGCAUUCAGAUUAUCUUGGGUAAUUUAAAAUAUGAACACUACAUUUAGAGCUGCUUUCUCCCUAGCCCCAUUUACACAUACACUUAUUCAUCUCUAGUCUUCCAAGAAUUUCAGGAGCUAGAGAUAAGAAUAAUUUGGGAUUCCAUGUGGAAUAAUGUGCUCUUACUAGAGUAUUUGCUGCUGUAUUUUCCUUAGUAGCAUUUUGAUACACUGUCAGUAGCCCAUUUGUAAAUGCCUUGCUGCUGCAUCAUAGAUACAUGUAAUCUAGUGCUUAAUAAGGGAGUUGUGUUUUGUUUUGUUUUAAUUGGGACAGGUAUGCGUAGUUAGGAUACCAAAAAUGGUGCCAUUUGGCUUCUAUUGGAAAAUUUGGGAUUAUGCAGUAUCAUGGUUAAAGGUUGAGCAAUUUAACAAAUGCAUCAUAUUUAAUAACAUUUUCCAUGUGACCCACUGCUGCAAUGCUUAGCCACGGGCCUGUCAGUGGGAGAAAGGGUAUACACUAGUCUUUAAAUACUGCCUUUUUGUCAGACAGGAGUUUAAAUAGUUUUCUAGUGGCUAGAGUUGAUUUCUGUCCCAAUCAGUGAUUAUAUAUUAUUUUAAGUAAUAGUGUAUUCACUUUAACUUUCUGGUAUUGGUGCUGUUUGAUGUUUUCACGUUGAAUGAACUAAUAUCAUCAUAACAAUGCAAUUAAUAAUGUAUUUGUAAAUUGAAUUUUCCCAGAUUCUGAUAUUUUAAGGAUAAGCAUAUUGAUGGAUAUAUGAACAUCUAUUGGGAGAAUUUUUUGGUUUGGGGGGGGCAGCAGAUUGUCUAGUCCUUUAAAUUUAUGUGUAACAUACUUUUUAUUCCUCAUUUCUUCUGAAUCUGAUGAUCUUGAUUCUUUCUGAUUAACAUGUGAAAAAUUCUAUCUGCUUGUUUGGAAAAAAAACUCUUCUAGCUCCCCUGUGUGACUUUAAGGCAUGUUAUUUCCCCUCCUCUGGGUGUCAGGUUAUUCAUCUGUAAUACGAGUUUGGCUUAAAUAGCUCCAAGGUUCUUUUGAGAUCUAUAGUAUUUGCACUAUAGUGAGGAUUUUAAUCAAAUGACUUGUUUUUCUCUUUUGUUAAUUUUGUCCUUCAUUCUGAGAUAUCAAGACAGUUUAAAGGUGGUCUUUGAGACAGGUAACUGCACAAUAUUUGAUUAACUCCUGUCCUGAGGAUGUUUUGCUUGAUGACUGGAACCGGUUGGUUAUGUUGCUUGUUGAGCGAGAAAUAUCAGACAGCAUGAUGAAGAAUUUAUUUUAUUGUAACAUAGUUGAGUUGUAAAAAAAUUCUUUUCUCAAGAAUAUAGCAUUUUGUCUUAGUGAUUACAUCCUUAUUACCAGGAUAGAGCUAUUUACCUGACACCAUUAAAAAUAUCCGUAUGUGCACAGUCUCCAAAAGCUUUCAGAUGGGACUGUGUAGAAGUCAACACUUUUUCAUACAUUAAAUUUCCCUCAGCAUAUGAGGAAAAAAACCCUUCAUAGUGGAAGUACCCGAAUUUGGAUUAGGCUUGAUAGGAAAACAGACAUGGAAAAUCCUGGAAGAUGUGUUCUCUUUAAGACCUGAUGUUUGAGACAGUUUUAUUUUUAUGAAUUUUUUUGUUUGUUUUCCAUACAGCAUGGGAAAGAGAGGUCAUAAGUUUGCAUAACAUUUUGACUAGGAUUUCUUUUUUAAAUAUUCUAGAUUUCAUAUACUGUCUCAUACCAUGGUUAUCAACUCAUGCUAUAAACCAGUUCUUAAACUUGUCUCCUAUUAGAAUUACUUCAAAAGCUUCAAGAAAUGCAGAUACCUGUGUCCCACACCCAGCAAUUGUGAUGUAAUUCAUUUGGAAUGUGACUGAAAUACUAGAAUUUUUUUUAAAUCUCCAGGUGAUUCUAAUCUACAGAAAAGUUUUAGAACUGCCGUAUUACGAAAACUUGAGCCUAUUGAAAACUGUGGGUGGCUUCUCUACAUCCAGAUUUAUACGACUCUAGCACAUAGAAGUUCUGAUACACGCACAAGAGGUUGUCCCUUGUCCCCAACGGCCUGCCAACACUUGAAGACUCAACACUUAGGUGCUCCUUGUGUGCUGGUCACUGUUCUAAGCAGUGGUGGUUUCAAAAGACAAAGUCCUUGUUCGUGCACCAGAUGUUUUGGUGGGGAGUCAGAUGUAUGUUAGGUGACUGUUAGAAGGGGAGUAAAGCAGAUGGAAAGGGAGGUGAGUCUUAAUUAUGGUGAUUAAAGAAAAGUCUUGAAGGAAGUGAUCUUUGAGCUGAGACCAGAGGGAAAUAAGGAAGUGAGGAAGGCAACGAUUUAAGAGAAGGGAGGAGUAAAACAAGCUUGUUGGUUUGACUAGAGCACUUGACGCAGUGUGGAAGGGACUAGAAAAUGUUGACUCUUGAAAACCACAGUAGAAAAUUUGGGAAGGGUUUAUAUUGAAGAGUUUGUAUAUGAGUUUGUAUUGAAGUGUUCUUUGAAGGUCACUCUGAUCAUGCUGCAUGCAAAAUGUAGCCUAGGGAGACUUGGUGAAAAUAGGGAGUAUCAGGAGACCCUCUUAGAAGUCUCUGCACCGGAAAUAUUGGUAGCUUAGACCAGGGUGGUAGCAGUGGAAGUGGUAGCGAGUGGUGGGACUCUGCUUAGGUCUUCAAGAUCCUGCCAGCAGGAGGAUUUUGGCCCAGCGAUUAGAAGGCGAAGAGAUGACAAGGGUGAUUCUUAGGUUUUUUGGCUUGAGGGGAAAAAUCAAGAUUUCUGUUUGCAUUUGGGUUUGAGAUACCUGAUAGAUUUCUCUUGGGAUCCAGCAUGGAAUUGAGGGAGGGGCCCGGAGCUAAACAUUUGGGAAUUAGCUGAUGAAUAAAAGUUUAAAGCCAUGUGACUGAAAUCACUUGUAAACAGAUAGGUGCCUCUCAAAUUUUAAUGUGCCUAAGAGUACCCUGUUUUUGUUGAAAUGCAGAUUCGGAUUCAGUAGGUGUGGUAUGGGGCCUAAGAUGCUGCAGUUCUAACAAGCUCUUCGGUGAGGCUGAUGCUGCUGGCUCAGGGACCCACGGUUUGAGGUACCCUGUAGAUCCUGAAGAGGGUGGGGUGGGUCCUGGGGCACUCCAGCAUUUGGAAGGGGGAGCCAGCAAAGGAGACUUCCAGAUCUCCAGAUAAAGCAGAAAAAUGUGGCACACCAGAACAAAAGUGAUGUGUUUCAAGAAGGGAAUCAUUCAAGUGUCGCUCAAAUAAGAUGAGGACUGGGAGUUAGCCUCUAGGUUGGGGGUUUUGCAGAGUGAACAGGCCGUGAGUUUGGGGAUGAGGAACUGCUUGGAGUGGGUUGUGCGCAGAAGGGGAUGGAAGUAGAAUCAGCAGUUGUGGACAACUGAAGUUUUGAUGUAAAGAGGAGCAAUGAUGGAUCUGAGUUGUGGGUGAGCCAAGGGGGGGGAUUUUAACUCGAGACAGUAUAGCAUGAUCCUAUGCAGACUGGAAUAUUCCAUUAGAAGGGGACAGAUACAUGCUGUCAGGAAAACUGGGUUAUUGCAGGAGUGAAAUCUGAAUAGGCAGGCAAGAGGGAAUGAGUGAGAACUCGCACUCACGAGGGGUUCAUCUCAAAUAGGCACAGGGACAGUUCCAGUUCAUGUGUCAGGAAGGAAGGUGGUGUUUUAACUCAUUUAUUGAAGUAUUUACUGUACAGCUAUUACUUAGGAGGUACCGAUUUAGGUCCUUGGGAAUAAAACAGGGAUCAAGACGACAAAAAUCUUCGUAACUGGGUGGUGCUUAAGUUCAGGAAGUGAACAGGUGUGAAUGCAGAUAGCUGGCUGUUUUGGUAUUGGGGAAAAUGAGGUCAUUCUCUUUCAACAGCUUCCACUUUCCCCAUGAAGGCCUGAGAUGGGGAAGGGGGAGGGACGUUGGAAAUCUGCAGGAGUUAGCGAGGGCAUGUGGGAAGGGCUUGUGGGAACUACCACUGAGGACAGUGGGAGAGUAGACCAGGAAGGCCAGUCGGUACUGUGGGUCAGGUGGAGCUUUUGGUCAUAACUUCAGAUAAACCGAUAACUCAUUCUGUUCCUGGAUGCCAACAUGAAAAAAGAGAACGGACAAAAGAACAAAAUUUCAAAAUAUCCCUACAGCGAGCUGGAAAAAUCGCAGCUCCCCCGUCCUUUUUAUAUGCCCAGUAGGUGGCUUCCUUGGAGGGAUCAGUCCUCAUUCUCCCCUCCCCACCUGAAAUGGAGAGGAGCCCGUCUUCAAGGAGCAGUGGGGGUAGAAAUAAGCUGGACCGCUCUUCAGCCCUUCCUGAAUCAAGUGCUUAUAGUUUCAUGUCAUUGAAAAUCUAUUUAAAGUGUAAGUUAUCUUGGAAUUACCUUUACUGCGUUGCCUAAACUACAUCAAUUGGAGAUUCUGUAUUCUAUAUGUGAGGGCAGUCCAGCACCCUGUCCACGGAUUCCAGAGAUGGAGAUUUCUCUGCGGUCUCGGCUGGCUGUCCUGUCCUCUUUGGCCUGCAGUUUGUUCAGCUGUGAAACGAGUGAUCUAAGAUACGGUUAUGCCAAAAACACGGUUAUUAUUAUUCACAUCCCUUAACAUUGUUACGGAAGAGUUCUGGUCACAAACUUACUAAUUGUUGAGUUUAUGAAAUAGCAGUGUUUAGUUCUUCAUGUAUCUGGUAACUGGACUUCAGGGUUUUCUAAACUUCAGACACUAGAAUGAUCUUGAUGGAUUUUCGCCAUGUCCACAUUUCAUUCUAAUUUUAUAUUUGAAAGUAUUACUUAACGCUUUUCUUUAAAACAGCUCACUUUUUGAUGUCAGUUUAUUUUUAAAAGAAAGCAUAUCACUUUGGUGAGUGGAAAAUUAGUAUCACUUUGACUUAAAAAUAUAAUGAAAAUGACGCAGUGUUAUUAAAUUCUAGCUAUGUAGGAUGGCUGUGAAAACAGCCCCAAAUCUAUUCUUCCAUUUUAAGAAGUGUGAUUAUAAUAAAUACUAUUCAGUAAGGGUAAAAAGACAUAUAAGCACCAAAUCAAGUCUUUCUGCAUGAUGUAACCAAAAGGAUUUAAAGAGAAUUUUGAGCACUCCCUUCCCAUCCUACUCUGGGAAACGCUUUAAGCAACAGAAGGUUAACUACUGCAGUUUCUCGACUAUCAGUAUAAAACAGAAAUACUAACGUGUCUUAAAGGCAUAUAUCUCUCUACAUGCGUGCAGAUGGCCUGGGCCUCGUAAUAAAGGUUUCCGUAAACCCCGCUCCCCUAAGGUAUUGACCAGCAUUACCCGCGUCAGUAGUAAAGUAACUGACGUUACCCUGACUCCCCUAAGUUUCUGGUCUCGUCAGUUUUUUGCUCUCAGGAUAAAAAAAACUGCAGCUCCUCCAAUGCCACUCAGUGAGCAGAGAGAGAUGUCCCAGGUGGCCUUGUCUGUAGUCACUUUUGAGCCUGGCAUUCCAGGCUUGAAAAAAAAAAAUCCUUUAAAUUUUCCAGAUAAUAUCCUCAGUUGCCCACUGGCUGGUGGAUUCUUGAUUUUGGCGAUCUUCUUUGUAA
Ailuropoda melanoleuca (giant panda) is the source of this 7197-nucleotide messenger RNA. It is a transcript of the gene ING2, whose product is annotated as inhibitor of growth family member 2. NCBI's taxonomy places the organism in Eukaryota, Metazoa, Chordata, Mammalia, Carnivora, Ursidae. Gene Ontology annotation, biological process: positive regulation of DNA-templated transcription. The transcript has 2 exons. The record is from RefSeq and is a predicted model, not a curated record. Gene Ontology annotation, cellular component: nucleus. Bases 479 to 1321 code for a protein of 280 amino acids.